CUUUACCUUAAAAAAUUUCAAAAGCUCAUUAUCUCUCUCUUUGGCGCUGUUCUUCUUCUUCUUCUUCAAUGUUUCGCCAAUUCUUUUUCUGAUAAACAUCCAUUUCUCUUCUGGAUUACUUUGCUUCAGCUCCGAGCAGAUACAAGUUCCAGCAAUCAAAAGCUUUGGCUGCUAUAACAAUGGCGUUAUGGAUGGAGGCAGGUUCAGAACCUAAAACAGAGAAAGAAUUGGCUGAUCUUGUUGCUAUCUCCGCUCUCAAAGAGUCUACCGCUUUUGAACUUAAGGAAUUAGGUAAUGAAUAUGUCAAGAAGGGCAAGAAGCAUUACUCGGAUGCUAUUGAUUGCUAUACAAGGGCAAUAAAUCAGAAUGCUUUAAGUGAUGCUGAGCAGUCAAUUCUCUGUUCAAACAGAGCUCAUGUCAAUCUUCUCUUGGGGAAUUAUAGACGUGCACUCCAGGAUGCAGAAGAUGCAAUCAAAUUAAAUCCAAGUAAUGUAAAGGCUCUUUAUCGAGCAGCAAAAGCAUCAGUUUUUCUGAAUCUUCUGGCUGAAGCAAAAGGGCUCUGCGAGAAAGGUCUUCAGCACUCGUCAUCUAAUGAAGAACUGAAGAAGCUUGCUAGGCACAUCGAUAUACAGAAAUCAGAAAUGGAACGUCGUGAUGCUGAAGUGUCUAAAGCAGUAUCUACUGCUAAGACCAUUGUUUCUGCAUUUGAGACUAGAGGAUUGAAGAUUGCGAAGCCCAUGUAUCAAGAACUCACUGGACUAAGAAAACCAACAUUAGACAAAAAUAAUAUUCUUCAUUGGGCAGUUCUUCUUCUGUAUCCAGAGGUCAUGUCCAGUGACUUCAUAGAGGAGUUCUGUGAGACCGACAUGUUUUCAGCUCAUCUUGAUAUGAUGUUUUCAGAAGGUUGUCCACCUCUUCCUUGGGACAAAGAAAAUGCUUACACUCGCGAUGCUGUUGAGUUGUAUUAUGAGGCUUGUGCUGGUGUCUGUUUAUCCAAGCGGGAUAUUCUUCAGUAUCUGCUGGAAGGAACAGCUGCUUCUCAUGUCGAAGACUUUGGUGAUGAGGAGAGUGCUUCUGCUCGGAGUUCAACCAAGGGUAGCAUUUCACAAGAUGUCCCUGGAUGGGUUAAAAUUAAUGAGAAGACAACACUUUAUAAUGUUCUAAAGGAACCGAGUUUUGUAGUUCCUGGGCUUCCUGUGUUUUGGGUUGUCUCGAGGAACUCCAGCUUCUAUAAAGACUUCAAAUCUGGAAAUUGGUCUCCUCCAGAACUAGCAUGAAUCUGUCGUGGAGUUGCAAGUCCAUUAUGAGUUCCUAUUGUCUUGCAAGUACACUCAAUGUACGAUACACUCCGUUCCAUGUUUGAUAAUGCAACUGGGGUUCAUUCG
Solanum verrucosum is the source of this 1385-nucleotide messenger RNA. RefSeq lists its product as uncharacterized. The coding region runs from base 180 to 1277 and encodes 365 amino acids. Gene Ontology annotation, molecular function: Hsp90 protein binding. Lineage: Eukaryota; Viridiplantae; Streptophyta; Magnoliopsida; Solanales; Solanaceae. The record is from RefSeq and is a predicted model, not a curated record. The transcript has 9 exons.